Zootermopsis nevadensis is the source of this 3133-nucleotide messenger RNA. Lineage: Eukaryota; Metazoa; Arthropoda; Insecta; Blattodea; Termopsidae. The record is from RefSeq and is a predicted model, not a curated record.
AGGGCUAAUCGAGUCCUCGGUUAUGCUGUUGCAGCUCACUCUCCUGUCUGUCUGCCAUGUAAGCUUCACACACCUCUAACACGAACGAGUGAAGAAGAAUGGCCAACACGGCACAUCUAGUUCGCCGCCAGAGCUCCCAGAACUUGAAUCCGCAGCGAUCUUUGGACCGUCUCGAGAUGAAGGAACUCCGUGGACGACUCGUCGUGGAGAAUGGAAACUCUAACCUGUCCCACAACUAUGGUGCCACAAAUGUGGCUUUCGAUGACACCAGUCCCAACACUAAGACGGGAAAUGUUAGUGGUGGCAGUAAACUAGGUUCUGGUGAGGGUAAACAAGUGUUCAGACCCGAAGGUGGUGACGAAGAACGAGAGUCAUGGGACAGCAAACUCACCUUCCUAUUGGCUACUAUUGGUUAUGCUGUUGGUCUUGGCAAUGUCUGGCGCUUCCCAUAUUUGGCCCAAAAGAACGGUGGUGGUGCAUUCCUGAUCCCAUACUUUGUAAUGCUGGCAAUUGAGGGUAUUCCUAUCUUCUACCUGGAGUUAGCAAUUGGACAACGACUGAGGAAAGGUGCAAUUGGAGUAUGGAACCAGGUGUCACCCUACCUGGGUGGUAUUGGUAUCAGCAGUGCUUUCGUGUCCUUCAACGUAGCUCUGUACUACAACACCAUUAUCGCUUGGUGUCUCUUCUAUUUCGUCCAGAGUUUCCAGUCUGAACUGCCAUGGGCAACUUGCCCUAACAAGUACUAUGCCAAUGGGUCAUACACUGUGGAGCCAGAAUGUGUGACUAGCACCCCAACACAGUACUUUUGGUAUCGGUCUACCCUCAUGAUUUCUGAGGACAUUAAUAGUCCAGAAGCUUUCAACUGGAAGAUUGCACUGGCUCUUAUGGUCGCAUGGGUUCUGGUCUACAUGUGCAUGAUCAAAGGGAUUGCUUCUUCUGGAAAGGUUGUGUAUGUGACUGCAACAUUUCCAUACAUUGUCCUUAUCAUCUUCUUCUUCCGUGGUGUUACACUGAAAGGGAUGUCAGAUGGAUUACGCCAUUUGUUCACACCAAAGUGGUGGACGCUGACAGAUCCUGUUGUGUGGCUGGAAGCAGGGACACAGAUAUUCUUCUCUUUGGGACUUGCUUUUGGUGGCCUUAUUGCCUUCUCAUCUUACAAUCCUGUCAAUAACAACUGUUAUCGGGAUGCCGUCAUGGUCUCCCUCACAAACUGCUUCACGUCCAUGUUUGCUGGCAUUGUUGUCUUCUCUAUCAUAGGUUUCAAAGCAACCAUGAUUUAUGAGCGUUGCCUGGAAGAACGAAAUUUAACCUUGGCCUCUCUGGGAAUGAGCUCUCUUGAAUUGACUUCUCUUCCUCCUGAAGGCACCAUCAUCUAUAUGGGGAAUAAUGAAACUCAAGUCAUGCCAACUAUCCCAGAGUGUGAUCUGCAAAAGGAGCUCGAUAAUUCAGCCUCUGGAACAGGUCUGGCAUUCAUAAUCUUCACAGAGGCAAUAAAUCAGUUCCCAGGUGCACAAUUCUGGUCCAUUCUAUUUUUCCUCAUGCUGUUCACUCUUGGGAUUGAUUCCCAGUUUGGGACAUUAGAAGGAGUCGUGACGUCCAUAGUGGAUAUGAAGCUCUUUCCAAAUCUUCGGAAAGAAAUACUCACAGGAGUGCUAUGUCUCAUCUGCUGCAGUAUCUCAAUGGCCUUUGCGCAUGGAGCUGGGAGUUAUGUUUUCAUCCUAUUUGACAACUUUAGUGGCAAUUUCCCGCUCCUCAUCAUUGCAUUUUUUGAGUGUAUUGGUGUGUCAUAUGUAUAUGGAUUAAAAAGAUUUGCUGAUGAUAUUGAGCUGAUGACGGGACGACGUCCAGGUCUCUACUGGCUUGUCUGCUGGAAGUAUUUGUCUCCUCUAGCCAUGCUGUCCAUCUUAGUGGCUAGUUUUGUGGAGAUAAUUGUGGAUGGCAGUGGUUACCCAGCUUGGGUGUCCAGCAAGGGUGUUACUGAGCGACAUGAGUGGCCAGUAUGGGCCCUCGUCUUGAUAGCGUUCCUGAUUCUCAUAUCUGUACUUUGGAUUCCUGUGGUUGCAAUAUGCAGGGCCUUUGGGAUCCUGAUUAUUGAAGACAAUGACAAAGCAUGGUUCCCAAGUGAGGACUUGCGGGAAUUUCAUGGCAUUGUUCCUCACCAGGUGACUACAGCUGAAAAGACACUGUUCUGCAUCCGAGAGGAUGGAUCUGAAGGACUCUGUUGUCCUGUUGGUGGUGUUGAUGAGGAUGACACCUAGUGUCACUUUCUAGAAGCUGUACUUCAGCCUGCCAGAAUACCCAGCUCCCCUUGGUAAUGUGCAGAAAACACCGUAUAAUUAGUCAUAAGGUGAAUUAAAUUGUAAAUACAUGUUGAAAGAAACUGGAACUCUCUUAUAAUAUGUGACUGGAGAAAAGAAGUCAAACUUUAUGCAGUCAAACAUAAGUGUUUCACUUCUCUAGUUAUAUACUGUAGUACCAUAUAUUUUAUUUGGGAUGUUACGAGGAGCCAUCCAUAAGUUACAAAUAAAUUAACAUUAUUUUAUUACACCAUUUUAAAAUGCAGAUUCCUAAACAAAAUUACAUACGUGUACUACACUUUGGCCUAAUAGUCAUAAAUUAAAAAAAAAUAUAUCAUUUGUUGAAUUCCUGACUAAAACACAAAGGAAUAUCACAUUAAGCAAUAAUAUAUUUAUAUGGACAACCUGAAUUACCUGGCUCAUAUCCCAGUUGAGUAGUAAAUUUACAUACAUGGCAACGUGAAGUGUGUCGAUCUUGUUCCUUUGGAUUGUGACUUCUUGUGGAGCUGCAGUAUGCAGUGAUGCAAUCCAGAAGAGCAACCUUCAAGACCUUCAUUGCUGUGACAACCUCAAUUCUCAUUACAUGAAUUAUAUUUACGUGGUGGCUUCUGGGUUAUCGCACCAUGUAGCAUUUUGUCUGUGUGCCAGUGUUUUGGAGCCACAUAGUUCCUCCAUGUUCAUGAGUCGGCAUAUCUCAUUCAGUAUAGUGAAUGGCUACGGACUGGACGACCGGGGUUUAAUCCCCAACGGGGGACAGAAGAUUUUUCCUCUAGCCUUUGCAUCCAGACCAGUUCUGGGGCCCACCCAGCCUCCUAUUCAAUUGGUACCGGCGUCCU